Messenger RNA from Daktulosphaira vitifoliae (grape phylloxera), 1626 nucleotides. RefSeq lists its product as uncharacterized. The record is from RefSeq and is a predicted model, not a curated record. The coding region runs from base 652 to 1626 and encodes 324 amino acids. Lineage: Eukaryota; Metazoa; Arthropoda; Insecta; Hemiptera; Phylloxeridae. The transcript is spliced from 7 exons.
CAUUCCUAAGAUUAAUGAAUAAAAAUUAUUGAUAUUACGUAGAGUUUCGUUGUAUCAAUAAUAGUGUUCGUUAUAUGAAUAACUGUAUUUAUUGAUUUUAUGAACACGGUUUUUAUUAAGAAGAAAACAUUUAUGAUUGACAUUCAUGUUAAAUACAAUUGUUCGUUAAUAUUACAACUGUGUUAAUUUAUAUUACGAACCUUUUUGUAAUAGUUAAGAAGACUUUUUAUCAAUAUUAUAUCGAUUACAUAAUUUUUUUAUAUUAAUAAAGAGUUCAUUGAUACAACAAUUUCAAUUGUCAUUUGGAAAAUACGCUUGUCAUUUAUACAAAAUUAACUUAACGGUGUAUCAAAGCAUCAGCUAGCAUUACAUUUGACCUGUUACUUGUUUAAAUACACAACUGUGCAGUGUUAAAAAAUAAAGAACAAAUUCAAAUUUUUAGGAGAACUUACUUAGAAAACAAGAUGCAAUGAUUGUGGCCAAGGUUUUACUCUAUUAACAAGAUUUAGGAGACAUGUCAUGAGACAUCAUCAAAAUAAUCCAAGUAGUUCUCUUAGUAGCAGUAAUAUUGUUUUAGAUUCAACACAACAGCAUUUGCUAUCCUAUUAAUUUUAUUAUUUAUUUAUUCUUCUACGUCUUCAGAUUCUUCAAAUGUAUCAGUUAGAACAACAAAUUUUGGAAAGAUUCCCAUCUGAGAAACUGGAGUAUUAUAGAACUUCUAAACGGGGUAGAAUCUAUAAUAAGUAUUACAAUUUAGCAACGUUAUUUAAAGUUGUAUCUGGACCUCUUGGAACGGUAGACAAGAAAUCACCUGUCAAUUCUGAAAAGUUUAGUAUACAUUCAAAAUGCUCAGAACCAGAGGUAGAUUCAGAGAACUAUAUAAAAAUAUUAAAAUAUGACAAUUUAAGUAAUGAAGAAUUUGACCGAACAUGGCAGGCAUGUUUUAAUUCACGCCUUGAUUUUAUAAAAAAGUAUACAACAAAAGACAUCUUUGAUAAAUGGCCAGCAUAUAAAACAGCAAAUGGUUACCGUUUAAUUGACAUGGACUUUGAAGCUGCUUUUGAAAAAAAAGGCGACCUUUUAGAAAAUUGGGAAAAAAAUAUUAGUAAAUUGUUGUUAUUCCUUUCUUUUAAUUCUAACGUUAAAGACAAAAAUGUAACAAAACUUAUUGAAAUUAUCAGAAUGAACAAUCAAAUAUCUGAAAACGGAAGAGAUGCUGCUAUUAUUUGGGCACUGCAUGGGUAUUUUGUACCAACAAAUAAACUUGUUAAAAUUGACCCAAAAACAAAGCAGAAAACAACUAUAAAAUUCACUAUUCGAGAUUCACAAGAAUCCGUUAUUUUUAUUGGAUCUACAAUUCAAAUAGUCUNAACAACUAUAAAAUUCACUAUUCGAGAUUCACAAGAAUCCGUUAUUUUUGUUGGAUCUACAAUUCAAAUGGUCGAAGACCAUAUUGAAAACUUGAAAAAAUCAAAAAAAUCAAUCCAGCCCACUAUAUUUUGUAUUGGAGAAAAUAUAACAUCAAUUAAUGAGAUUUUCCUAUAUUUGGAUGGCGUUAGAUAUAUUUUUAAAAAUAAGCUAAGUUUUCCUAAAGUACAUGUAUUGGAACAAUACUUAAAUAAUUAA